GCCGGCCCUAAGGGCUUGCUUCCCGGUUGGUAGGCGAGCGGUCCAGGUGACUGGCCGCCAACACCCCCCAGCCUGCUCCCCUGUUGGUUGCGACUGCCUCCCUCCUCCUCUACCGGGUAAAGACGCCGCACUUCGGCUGGUCAGCGGAUCUCGCACGCUCGGAGCUCCGGUGACUCGCUCGCGCCAUGGCGUCCCAGAGUCGUCGGCGGAGGCCGCUGCGAAGGCCUGAGACGGUGGUGCCGGGGGAGGCGGCCGAGACGGACUCGGAGCUCUCUGCGUCCUCGUCGGAGGAGGAGGAGCUGUACCUGGGUCCCUCGGGCCCGACGCGCGGCCGCCCCACGGGACUGCGGGUGGUCGGGGAGGCCGCGGAGACCGACUCGGACCCGGAGCCUGAGCCGAAGGCCGCGCCGAGGGAUCUGCCUCCGCUCGUGGUGCAGCGGGACACGGCCGGCGAGGCCUGGGGCGAGGAGGAGGCCCCGGCGCCCGCCCCCGCACGCUCGCUGCUGCAGCUCCGGCUGGCUGAGAGCCAGGCGCGGCUGGACCACGACGUAGCGGCCGCGGUGAGCGGUGUGUACCGCCGCGCGGGCCGUGAUGUAGCCGCCCUGGCUGGCAGGCUGGCGGCUGCCCAGGCGGCGGGAUUGGCGGCGGCCCACAGCGUGCGCCUGGCACGGGGGGACCUCUGCGCGCUGGCCGAGCGCCUGGACAUCGUGGCCGGCUGCCGCCUGCUGCCCGACAUCCGCGGCGUGCCCGGGACUGAGCCUGAACAAGAUCCGGGACCGCGAGCCUAGCUGUGACCCACUCUCCCGCCUGACUGCGCCCUGGGGGUAGGCCUUGCGGCCUCUGGGACCCGGCUCUGUGCCCUGUUUAGCCACCCACCCAUCUUGCUGUCACCCUCAGGGAGAACCCCGCCCCCUGGAUAAUGCUGUGUGUGGGUGUGGGUGUCGUUGUGUGUGCACGGGGGUGGGUAAUGGUGUGCGGCCUUGCCGGGCCCUAGCAUCUGGUUCCUCCCCCUGGUCGUCCUGGUCCUUGCUCCCUGUUUCAGAGGUUGUGUCUGAAGCUUGGCUCUAACUCCUGUGCAACUAACCGCUUCUUGGUCUGUCUCCAUCUUAGGGGCUCACAGAGCCUCGCCUUUCCUUUCUCUCCCUUCCUCAGUUUGUUUUUUGUUCACAGGGGCUGGCCUUGCUUCUUUCUCCCCACGGGAACCCCCACCCCCAUCUGGCACAGAUUCCCUGAUAUCUUCCUUCACUGCCUUGGCUCUGUUUCUGGACCUAGCUCUACAUGUGGAAUUUUGUGCCUCUAAUCUGGACCCUUUUUCUGCUCCCCAGGCUUGGCCCUGAUUCCAUCUCCUCCUUCUAGUCCUUGCUCUGCCACCUCCUGGCUCCUUCUCCUUGGGCUUAGCUCCACCCCCAUGGCCUGAUCUUGUUUCCUGGGUCCAGCUGUACCCUUAGGUUUGGUUCCGCAUCUUUUUGCUUCUCCCAUCCUGUUUAAACUACCUACUUAAUUCUGGGCUCUGGGAACCCCUUAUGGUUUUCUUCAUCAGGCCCAAGAUGAGGUCCCCUCCUUACCCACAGAGGUCCCCCUCCCAACUCUCCAGGCCCAAGGUGGCAUCUCCUCAAGGCCCAAGUUGGUGUGUCCUUCCCACCAUCCAGGCCAAGAUGGUGCUUUUUGCUCAAGCUCCAGGUACCUGAUGGGUCUCUUCCUGACUCUCCAGGCUGAGAGUGCCCCCAGCAGGCAUUUAGGGCCCAUUACAGACUUGCCCUGGAACUUUGCACACAACAUGACACCACUUUGCAGAUGAGGACCGUGUGCAUAUUGUUUGUUCACUGUGUUGUUCCCUGGAUGCUAAAAGGGCCUGGAUUUCUGGCUUGGCUCAGGACUUGGAUUAGCUCCUUUCUGCUCCUUCUCACCUGCUUGCUCUUCUCCCAGCCCCAGCCCCUCAGUCCCAUUCACAUUUAUUCUCCUCCCCCACUCUCUUAUCCCAACCUGAGCUGAGAUCUGAGCCCCCAGGAUGGAGAAGUGGGGAAGAGCGCUCUAUGGCCAACUCAUUAAAACUCAAAAGACAUUUACUGAUAUGGUCAGUUCCUCUUAUCUCCCCAUCUAAGUGAGGAGCAGGUUAGUUGGGGAUUUCACUGAGAAUGUGGGUGCUAAGAAAGGGAUCCUUCACGCCUAGCCUAUUGAGGGUGAACCUGUAGCUGGAAAAUCAGGGACCCUAGCUUUUUGCCCUGGUUCUGCACUUAUUUGUAAUUUGUUAGUUCACUACGCGUUUGUUGAGCUCCUGUUCUGUGCCUGUCCUUAGCCUGUCACUGAGGGUGCCACAGCCAGGCCAGGCCCUGGCAGAGCUGACAGUCCACUGGGGGAGAUGGACAUUAAAAUAUUCUUGUAAAUAAAUGGAUAGUUUUAAUAAUUGUAAUUAUACUUUAUAAUUUUUCUGGCCUUGCGAUUAGUGCCAUAAAGAAAUAGAGGAGUUUUGUGAGGGCGUAACUGAGAUCUGUCUCACCUUAUCUGUGGAAGGAUCAGAUGGCUUCCCUGAAGAAGUGAUAAGUGAGUUUGAGCCAAGCCCUGAAGGUGUAAAAAGAUGAAACAGGUCGGGUGGAAAAGAGUUGCAAGCAGCGGGAACAGCAUAUGCAAAGGCCCUGAGUCAGAAGUGGGGCAUAGCCUAUUUAAUAACCAAAGAGGGUGAUAUCGUCUAUUCAUCUGGAGUGCAGAGAGCAGGGGAGAUGGGGGUGGUGGGGGUGGUGAGCGCUGUGCCAGCAGGGGCCAGACGAAGCUGGGCUUUUAAACCAGGUAAAGGUUCUUGGUCUUUAUUGAACAACCAAUAAACAGAGAACGAUGCCGUUUGAUGAAUGCGUUUUGUGAAGGAGAUUCUGAGCCUGGUGCUUCUGCAGUGUGGUUGCCUCUGAAAAAUACCCGGAAGUACUGGUUUAAAAAAUCAAACAUCCUUUUAAAUGUAUAGCUGAGCUCAGAGAGAACAUGGGCAAUCUCCUGGACCCAAAUUGCAGAGGUAGUUUCAAACCACAGUUGCUCUGACAGCAUUUGCCAAUACCAGAGACUCAAAGUCUUGGAUUUUUUUUUUUUUUUAAUUUUAUUGAAGUAGGGUUGCUUUGCAAUUUUGUAUUACUUUCUGCUGUACAGCAAAGUGACUUAGUUAUGUGUGUGUGUGUAUUCUCUUUUAUGUUCUUUUAUGAUUUAUUACAGGAUAUUGAAUAUCGUUAGUUCCCUGUGCUAUACAGUAGGACCUUGUUGUUUGGCCCUUCUAUACAUAAUAGUUUGCAUCUCUGAAUCCCAAACUCCCAGUCCUUCUCUCUCCUCCCCCUUGA
Molecule: messenger RNA, 3317 nt
Organism: Hippopotamus amphibius kiboko
Lineage: Eukaryota; Metazoa; Chordata; Mammalia; Artiodactyla; Hippopotamidae
Gene: BLOC1S3
Product: biogenesis of lysosomal organelles complex 1 subunit 3
Exons: 2
Coding region: 186-788 (200 amino acids)
Cellular component (GO): BLOC-1 complex
Source: RefSeq, a predicted model, not a curated record